Molecule: messenger RNA, 2908 nt
Organism: Cephus cinctus (wheat stem sawfly)
Lineage: Eukaryota; Metazoa; Arthropoda; Insecta; Hymenoptera; Cephidae
Product: centrosomal protein of 78 kDa
Exons: 2
Coding region: 384-2369 (661 amino acids)
Cellular component (GO): centrosome
Source: RefSeq, a predicted model, not a curated record
AUAAUUAAGAGGGGAUCGUGUUGAUCGGUGUGCGUAGCUCCCAUUCUACGUGUCUCUGUAAAAACGAACGAGCGCGAGCGUAGUGGCUGGAACGAUUUACGUAGCAGACUUCGUUUGUCAGUAAGGUCUCGCGUUGUAAUUCAUGCCGUCACUCGGUUUAAUAUUUUUUUUUAUAUGUCACUCGUGAGGUCGCGAUACGCGGGGGACAAGGUUCGCGAGGUCACAAGACCUAGGGUUCUAUAGGGAAAUAUAUUCUCGCAAAUGACGUUCGCUCGUUCGUCAGGCACCAGAGCAGAAGCCAGGCCAAGCGAGGGGAUUGACAGUGGAGAAGAGUCCUGUCAAGAGUUCUCAAGAUUCCUUUAAAUUCCUAAGGAUUUAUCAAGAUGGCGCAGAGUUUUGCUACGUGCUACAUGGACUUGUGCAAGCAGCAGAGGCUGCGUCCACUUCCGGUGAUAUGCGUCACUCUGCCCCAUCAUCUCGACUUUACGACGGAUCGAGUCAAGAUGGACGACUGGGGUCCUAUUCUGAAUUCCCUGUCGCUCGAUCGUACCCUGAAGUCCAUCAGCGUGCGCAGCAGAUACCAAUGCCGGAAGCCUCUGGAGGAAGUCAACUCGGAGGAUAAGGCCCGGGCGAUUGGAAAAGCUCCAGUGGUCUUGACCCGUUUCCUUCUGGAAUGGCUGUCGCACAGCGUGGCUCAGUGCGUCAGAAAUUCAGUGGCCCUGACCAGCCUCGAGCUCGAGGGUAUACCGUUUCCUGCGGAUUGCCUUGCGGUCCUGAGCGUGGGUCUCGCCUCCAGCCAGAGCCUGGAGCAUCUGUCCCUGCAGAGAUGCUACAUCGGCGACGGAAGUUGUCAGCUGAUUUGUCGCACCAUAGCCGACGUCCGGAGCAUCAGGUCGCUCAAUCUGGCUCAGUGCGACCUCAGUUGUCAGAGCGGCGCUGCGGUGGCUGCUGCCCUGUCAAGGCAGAAGCUGUCGCUGUACCAUGACACUUGGAAGCAGUCCCUGAGGUAUCGUGAACCGAACCUAGAAGCGAUGCCAGGAUUGCGACGACUCACUCUCAAUGGGAAUCCGAAACUCGGGGACGUCGCCGUGAAGGAAGUCCUCGAGGUGGUCAGGGACAGCUUGUGGCUGAAGGCGUUGGACCUUCAGAGCUGUGGUCUUACCGAUUCAACCGGAUAUGACGUACUCUCUAUACUGGGUAGCAACACCACUCUGACAGUGGUGGAUGUCCGAUUGAACGGGAUGAGCGAGGAGUUGAUAAAGGAAAUUGCUGCCAAGUUAGAGAGCAACAACGCCAGCGGCAGGUCAGAGUAUCGCUGGCUGGUUUUGCCUCAGAAAGAUAAGAGAACCGCGUCGGCCGGUGCCAAGAGAAAUGCUUGGGAGAAAAAUAAAAAGAUCGAAGGCACCAGACCGAAGACUGCGAACGGUCCGACCAAGAGGACUUGUCAGGCAAUUCUGCCAAGAAGGAUCAUAACGUUGCCAAAUUUACCCAGGAAGCCGAGAACGGUUCCAGCGCCACCUUCGACGCCGAGUCAGGAAUCUGAGCUGGAAUCGGCGACGAAGUCUCAAGAAAAUCAAGCGAAGCCGACCUUGCACCUAGAUCUUCAGUCGCAGAUUUGCCCAGCAACGAGCAUGGAGGUGCAGGAUGAACCGGAGAACAAGGUAACGGAGCGAGAAAAAGAUACGAAUAAGAUCGAGGAGAUACUGCGGCAGUUGUCCGAAGCAAGAUCGGAGCACGAGCGUCUCCUGGAGGAUAUCAAGAGGAACGACCUUCUUCUUGAAGAGGAAAGAAUGCGUAGAGAGUUGGCCGAGGCGAAGCUUCAGUCAACCAAGAACGACCUCCUGGACCUGGAGAAUGCUCUCAAGGAAAAGGAAAUGGAGACUCGCGGCUGCCUGUUGGUCAGCCAGGAAUCGCUCAACGAAAUUUGUUCGUCGUUCGAUCAGCUCCUGGAGAUGCUCGACGCGGUCACGAGGCACCCGAAUACCUCGAGGACGGUUCUGGAGGAGGACGUCGUGAGGAUGGACAUAAAGAGGCAGGUGGCUCGGUUGAUACGUAAAACAAAAUCGGAGAAUCUGGAGAGAGGAUAUUCGUACGAUCGUCAACCGGAGUCAUCGGCGAGGAUAGUCGAGACGUCCCGGAAGUUCGUGAGAUCUGAGCACGACGUGAGGUCUUCGCUUCCGCCCAUAGCGCCGAUACACAUCGAGAGAAAGAUCGGCGACAGUCCGGACGUCGAGACCCCAACGCAGGAGAGUCGCCGUCGUCGGGGAAAAGUGAGCGACAUCCCUUCGCCGCGCGAGAGGGCGCGAGCGAUUUUCGCUCAGAUCAUAAAUGGCGACUCGGUACUGAAUCUUGGCUCGUACGUCAGCUGAUUCCGGAGUCGCACGUGGAAGAGAGAGAAGAUGAGGGAAGAGCGUGCGAGUCGAGUUGUACGGAGAAAAAAUUCCUAGCAAAGUCCCCUUGUCUCGUUCGAAGCGCGUUACCUGGAGCAUCCUGGCCUGUGGUCAAAGGUAAUUUUUCAUGACAGAGCAUUCACGGCUCCGCUCGGCUCGCGGGAGCCAGUGCUUCGUCCCAGCCGACGGUUCACGACGUUCAGCAGGACGUAACGAAGAUCAAACGUGGUAACGGCUCCUCUCUGCUGCCCGAUUAUCCACGAAGUGUAUAUCUCUCCUUUGUUUACACGCUCCCCUUAGUACGAGCGAAUAAAAAAUGAAAUGCAUUCCACUCGAAUUCACCGGAAGCGACCAACGAGAGAGAAUCGGUAAGUCGCGAGCUUCGAUUUUUCACCGUGCGACCUCAGCUGCACCUGCACCCGACUCUCACGUGUCAAGCGUCACUCGCGACACGAACGCGCCGACCAAUCGUCAGCGUCCUCACGACCGAGCCUGGCUCGAUCUGAUAUUCGAGCCCA